Messenger RNA from Seminavis robusta, 828 nucleotides. NCBI's taxonomy places the organism in Eukaryota, Bacillariophyta, Bacillariophyceae, Naviculales, Naviculaceae. The record is from the annotation of a GenBank genome assembly.
AUGCUUCGCUUGUCCUUGAUAUUGUCAAUCUUGGGUAGCAGCACUGCGCUGCACGGUCCAGUAGGAGUUGUCCCAGUGUUGGUUGCCACCAAAGCCGACAAGAAGAACUCCCAGGAUGGAAAGAUCGAAUUCCCACCAAUAGAACUAGGAGUCCAGCUGGACUUUGAGGUAUCACGAUCGCCCUCAAAGCCAAAACCAAAGCCUGUGAAAAAGAAAGUCAAGGUCAAAAAGGUACCCAAGGUCAAGAAGGUCCCACCCCCACCCAAGGUCAAAAAGGUCCCACCACCACCACCUCAGAAAAAGGUGAUCAAGAUCAAGCCAGUGCCACCACCGCCGCCGCCAGCACCCAAAAAGGUUGAACCACCGCCGCCGCCAAAGAAGGAACCACAACCCAUUGUAAAGGUCCAGCCAAAGAAACCAACCAAGAGUUUGGCCGUUCGACUGGGAGAAAUGAAACGUCGAGUGGCGUCUGCAUCGGACCGGGUAUCCAAGCACAAGUACGCCAGUGUUGUGUGGGCCACCCUUUUGUUUGUCUGGACCCCACUCGCCAUUAUCUGGGUCUGCAAUACACUGUUUGGAAAGGAAUUCUUGAUUGAUAUUUUGGUCAAUGUCUUACCAGAACAAGUCCCUGCUCGAUAUAUUGAAAUGGCAAUCGAUGAUGGACUGUGGGUAGGCAUUUUUGGCGCCUGCUUUGUCGCCACCAUUGGGACGUUUCUGGUGGAAGGAAUUACAUUGGCAGUGGACAUUGUGCGGGGCCUGAUAGCACAACAGACUCCAAACAACACAACCGAAACAGCAAAAAAGAAACGAAAGAUUUUGGGCAUCUGA